CAGAAAUGGCGCCAAAGGCAGAGAAGAAGCCAGCGGAGAAAAAGCCGGCGGCGGCGGCGGCAGCGGCAGAAAAAGCUCCUGCUGCGGAGAAGAAGCCGAGGGCAGAGAAGAAACUCCCAAAGGAAAGUGGAUCAACGGCCGACAAGAAGAAGAAAAGAGCGAAGAAGAGCGUGGAAACGUACAAAAUCUACAUAUUCAAGGUAUUAAAGCAGGUUCAUCCAGACAUAGGGAUAUCGAGCAAGACAAUGGGGAUAAUGAACAGCUUCAUUAAUGAUAUCUUCGAGAAGCUUGCUCAGGAAGCUUCAAGGUUGGCUCGGUAUAACAAGAAGCCGACCAUUACUUCGAGGGAGAUCCAGACGGCGGUUAGGCUUGUUUUGCCUGGAGAGCUCGCUAAACAUGCUGUUUCGGAGGGGACUAAGGCUGUCACUAAGUUUACAAGCUCCUGAAAGGGAUUUUUCUGAGGGUAUUUUGGGAAGUUUGAUUUUGGGUUUGGGUUUUCUAGUUGUAAAGGUUAAGAUUAUGUUUUCAGAUAUUAAUGCUGUAACUUUUAAAUAUCAAUUGAUGCCCAAUUUCGAUU
This is a messenger RNA of Theobroma umbraticum, 577 nucleotides long. RefSeq names its product histone H2B-like. Gene Ontology annotation, cellular component: nucleosome. Lineage: Eukaryota; Viridiplantae; Streptophyta; Magnoliopsida; Malvales; Malvaceae. The record is from RefSeq and is a predicted model, not a curated record. Gene Ontology annotation, molecular function: protein heterodimerization activity; DNA binding; structural constituent of chromatin.